UCUUCUCAUAUACUGCUGAAACGAUGCAUCUUCUAGCGGCGUUAGGACUGUUGUUCGCCAUAUCCUCGUCACAAGCUAGAGUGUUUGAACACGAAAUAUCCGGCUUGGAAAAUGGCUUGCCAGUCAGUUUGGAUCAAACGACAACGGAAGGGACGAGGCAUAUUAGGAGAAGUGUUGUCAGCCCUACGUCUAUCCCUCCAACGAUCCCCGAUAUCAAGCCAAUCAAUACUUUGAAAUCGCCCGAACCUGGAAACACGAAAGAAGCCACCAGCACAAGAGUGACAAACAAGACUUCUUCGGCCGUUGCAUCUACCAAUGAUAAGAAUACUAUUCUGACUUCUAAGUCUACCAACAAUCAGCCUACGACUAUACAAACCAGCAUGCACAUACUUCUAGUAUACGUAUUUCUAGCCUCGGGGACAAGCUCUACGACGAAACAACAAACACCUCCCAAUACCGGCACCAGAACUAUUCAUACCACGAAACCACCAGCCAGUCAACAGACUACGAGCAAAACCCUCCCUAGUCCAGGAAGAUCUAGCUCAUCGACUACUGAAGCACCUGUUAUCAUCACAGCUUUGCCGCCUGCGGCAGUCUUUACUACCCUAAAAGAUUACACGGCGACUACUCCGGGUUUUAUCACCACAACGUCACCGGGAGGACAUGACCCGACUAUAGUGCCUGUAUUAAUUCCACUCGGGUUUCCAAAAACCCCCCAGAUCUGCUUCGGUUGCUUACCGCCUGGUCCGCCAUUACCAAAUUUAUCAAAUCUUCAUAUUGAUAUCCCAGGAUUCGGUUGCAUUCAGUUUCUUUUUGCCAAGAUUGGCAACUGCCCGCCUGAUGACAACAAGAACAACAACGACAACAAGAAUAAUGACAACAAGAACAACGACGAUAAGAACAACGACGAUAAGAACAACGACGAUAAGAACAACGACGAUAAGAAGAAAGACGACGACAAGAAAGAUGACGACAAGAAAGAUGACGACAAGAAAGAUGACGACAAGAAAAACGACGGUAAAUCUAGCAAAGAUUCGGCCACAACUACUCUUCCUCCCGCUACGAAGCCGACAAGUAUAGCUACCCAGACCACGAAGUCCAGCCAGACCCAAAGUGAAAAGUGUACCACAACUCGUACAGCAGCGCACGCAAGUGUCCGCUGUAUUGCCACCGCGAGCAACGAGCCGAACCCAAAAUGCUCAACAACAACGUACACCACCGUAAGCGGCUGCGAUGUGACCGCUUCGGCGACCACCACGACCAUGCGCCCCUGGGCGGCCAAAACGCUCUGUUCAGGGGAACAAUGCGGCAAGUCAAAGUGCCCGAGUGACAAACGGAAGCGGCUGGAUCUCGUAGACGGUGCCGGCGCAAAGGAGCCAAGUUUGAACACGACCCAGCAGCUAAAAGCCAAGCGUGGCCACCCCUUGUUCGGUGACUGGGUGGAUCCUGUCGAUUUCCCUUCGACCAAAGACUUCAUGAUCGACGAAGUCCGGACUUGUGCCGAGUCUAACGAUCCUGGAGUUGCCCAAAUUGUUGCACUAGGUGACCCGUCUUUUGCUGACAUUACUACAUCUGCAACUACACUCUUCCGCGAUAAAGUUGCUUCGCUUGCCCUGGAAGGUCUUUGGGGCUGUACCGCCAUCGUCGUCGUGUCCAACCGGGGGGCCUGGAUGGCCCAUCUUUGGGAACAUCACUUUAAUGACGACGUCAACUCCGAGGCUUUCCGGCGGAACAUACUCGAUCCUCUCAUAACCCCACAAGAACCGUUUUCUCCUGUGUGGAAAUACCACUUGUUUGGUCUUAAGAAUUUGGUUGCGAAUGCGGGCACGGACGGAGACAACCUUUUCGGCCGAAUGUUUGGUGAUAAGAUGGACGACUUUCCAGAUGUGCGCAUCUUCAUCAUAUCCCCACGCCCGUUUCCGUACCUGAUGCUGGGAGAUUGGAGUACAGGGGCACCACCCGAAGCCGCAUAUUAUGCCGACUAUCAGAACCCGUUUAUAAUUUUAACUGAUGAAGAAGCCCUAAGCGAAAAUAGGCUUGCUGGUCGUCUCGCGUAUGGACCGCACCUUGUGGGAAUUGAGCAGACAGUUCGGUCUCAGCUGGAACCGCCGGGAGGCAAUCCUAGACUGAAAGUUGAAUAUAUUGAUUACGUGGAGAGGACGUUCACAAUUGAUGAGAUGAGAGCUAUGUAUCCCAAUUCACCGACAAAGCAGGACCGGAUAAGGGUCUUGGGAGAUAAGCCACGCGUCUCAGUGCGCGGAAAGGUGCUCCUGCAAUACCAGCCCGGGAUCUGCACCGGCCGCAGGGCCUCAUGGCGCCUGUGGUUCGAGGGACGGCCCAUAGCACAGCAUGAAUGGGAUCCCGAGCCAGGCCAGGUCUUCGCAGAAUCGUUAUUUCAGAAACGUGAAGCCUGUUCUCAGAAACCUCAAAGCUCCGCAAAGCCUUCUAGCGCCGCCAGUACAGAUACACCCAAGCCUACGACUACUACAUCUAAACCUGCUUCUAAAUCUACAUCUAAAUCGACAUCAACAUCUAACAAACCCAAAACUUCAUCCAAGCCAACGAAAACGACCACCUCGUCCUCUUCUAAGAAAACCUCUGCUACCACGAGCCGCAGCAAGCCCACCACGACAAGCAAGACCACAACAACAAGCAAAACCACCACAGCCUCAAGCAAGUCCAGCACGCUAAAAACCAUCACAACCUCCUCCACCAAGAAGCCCUCAUCAUCCUCCUCCACCAAAAAGCCAUCCUCCACCACCACCAAAACCACCAAAACCACCCCCACCCCUUCCGACAAAACCACCUGCGACCCCACCUCCUGCGCCAAACGCACCUGCCCCAACAACACCCACGCAACCUGCACCCCUCUCAACCCUCUACCAGGCCAACCCAACAACCACAAAACAUGCCUGUGCCCCGCGCAGGCCUACGCCCCGGGGACCUGCAGCGUCGAGAUAACCGAGCAGUCGCACGGGCCGGUGGACGGCGUGCUGGCCUCUCUCACGGUGCGCGACGCCGCGCAAAAGACGCUGAAGUACCUGAAAGCCGGCGCCGACGCCAAGAACGAGAACCAGAGCCGCGUGCCCUGGGACAGCUCGGUGACCGUCGCGCCGGCGGACAGCAAGCUCCCCUCCGCGCUGACGGUGUCGUUCCCCAAGGUGUUGGAGCCGGGCGUCGGCGCGCAGGACUGCGCGGGGAGCAGGGACGCGGAGUGCUCGCCGUCGCAGUGGCGGCGGUGGAUCGUGAGGGUGAGGUAUGGGGAGAAGGAGUGGGAUAGUCUGGCGGUGGAUGAGGGGAAGAAGCCGUGGCAUUGUAAGGCGGGCAGCGAGUGGUAUACGCCGUUUGGGGCGGCGCCGCAGAGGAUUUUGACGUGCUUUUUUAGUUGUUAGGGAGGAACUAGUAGGUAGGCAAGUGGAUGAAAAAGGAUGCAUGCCUAGGUACCUGGGAUGUGUUUGGUGAUGGGAUAAUAGGGGCUAAGGGGUAAAACGAAGAGUCGAUGAAAAAAGAUAUAAUUACCAAGGUGCUUAAUACUCAUUUGCCUACCUAGGCAUGCAGUAUAUAGAUAUAUUAAGAUAAAUCCUCAAUAAAACUCAAUAUAUUUAUUCCGAUUUUUGAAGUUUCUGUUUAGAUCGUGCGUAGCUGGCUCGAAAAAGUCAUCACCUCUCUAGAGAGAC
Hypoxylon fragiforme is the source of this 3677-nucleotide messenger RNA. RefSeq lists its product as uncharacterized. The coding region runs from base 24 to 3392 and encodes 1122 amino acids. Lineage: Eukaryota; Fungi; Ascomycota; Sordariomycetes; Xylariales; Hypoxylaceae. The transcript is spliced from 5 exons. The record is from RefSeq and is a predicted model, not a curated record.